AUGCCCCGCGCAACACGAUCGGCGGGGUCAACAACACAGCGACAGGGGAGCAAGAUGAGUUCGCCAAGCUGGAAUAUUUGCUAUCGCGACGGAUCAAUCAGUUCCAUCCCAGUCCGAGACAAGAACCAGGUCAUUAAUACGCGAAGAAAAUUAAUGGAGGACGGGUGGAUAGUGAUGCAAAAUCAGACAUUCCUCGACAGCACAGUAGAGCAAAGACAGAUCGAGCACAACAAUGCUGUUAAGCAGUUUCUCUAG
Penicillium malachiteum is the source of this 255-nucleotide messenger RNA. RefSeq lists its product as uncharacterized. The record is from RefSeq and is a predicted model, not a curated record. The transcript has 2 exons. NCBI's taxonomy places the organism in Eukaryota, Fungi, Ascomycota, Eurotiomycetes, Eurotiales, Aspergillaceae. The coding region runs from base 1 to 255 and encodes 84 amino acids.